Messenger RNA from Trypanosoma conorhini, 663 nucleotides. RefSeq lists its product as uncharacterized. NCBI's taxonomy places the organism in Eukaryota, Euglenozoa, Kinetoplastea, Trypanosomatida, Trypanosomatidae. The record is from RefSeq and is a predicted model, not a curated record. The coding region runs from base 1 to 663 and encodes 220 amino acids. The transcript has a single exon.
AUGAGCGUUGACCCACUCGCCCUGGCCAGCGAGGACCGGCACGAGCUGCAGCGGCUGCUCAAGGAGAACAGGGAGCUGCGGCAGGCCAACGCCCUGCUGCGGGUGUCUGCGGAGGCGAAGGGGAGCCGCGGCAACGGCGGCGUGAAGGGCGCCGCCGAAAAGGGGCGCGACAACGCCGGCACUUCGGAGGAGUCGGUGGGGAGCAAAGCCACCGCGGCGAGCGUGCGGAGGCUGAAGGACGAGCUGCAGCGCGCCAGGGAGGCGCUGGAGCGGGCCCGGCGCGAGCAGGCGGCGGCGCUGGAGGAGCAUAAGCAGAUAAAGUCCCUCUUCGAGGCCUUUGUGGUGGAGGCGUGUGAGCGGGAGGAGGCCUGCAGGCGCGUCUUCGCCAGGGUCUACGAGGAGGUCGGGGAGCAGCAGAAGCUCUGCGAGGGGCUGCGGCGACAGUUGCAGGAGCGACCGCCCACCGCACCGGCCCCGGCACCCCGGCCCCGGCCCCGGCACCAGCACCGCCCGCCCCCGCCCCCGUCGUCGUCGCCGGCGUUGACCCCGCCUCGCUGCACGACCUCGUGGAGAGCCUGCGCGCCGCGCUCGGCGAGCUGGAGCACCGCCUGGGCUACGGCGGGGACACCGGCGGCCGCCGCACCACCGCCGCGGCACGCGUGA